AUGGAAACUUACCAUCGGAAAAGAUCUAGAAGAGGUACCUCCAUCAAUGCCACUACCAACAAUGAAAUGAUUAGCUUAAAAAGGAAAGAAAAUUGCAGCGUGUUAGAUGGCUCAAAAGUACAGACACCACCUUUUGACAGACAGCUUCUGCUUAUUGAUAACAAUGAGGAUGGUCAAUGUGAUGAAGUUGAAUUGGGCUCUGUUUAUGAGAUUUAUCAUAAAAAUUUUCCUCCUAGAACUCCUGUUCAGCUUCGGUGUACUCGCGUUGUUAUGGUGAGUGAGAAGACAGAUUUGAAUGUUGCUAUAAGGUACCCAAGUAUUCUGUCACUGAGGACAUAUUUUAGCGAUGGAAGCAAUGAGAUGUACCCUGCUUUAGAUGAAAAGUUUGUAAUGGGAACUAAGCUUGCAAGUAAAGUGCUUUUAAGGCAAGUCCCAUCUCAAGAAUUUGCUGCAAAGAAGCAUUUGAAAGGUUUUUGGUUGGUCAACCCAAGUCCUCAGCAAACUGUGUCAUCAAAUGUUGCUUUGAAAAAUGAGAAUCUUGGGUUGGCUAGGGAGCUGAAGAAUAAUGAGAUGCUGAGGUGGGGUGUUAGAAGGCAAGUUAUGUUUAUUGGGAGGCAUAAAGAUAAAAGCAAUACACAGUCAUCUUCGAGUUUUGUUAAUGGUGAUGAUCAAGAAGAUGCUGAACAAGAGGAGAAUGAUGAGGAAACUAAAGAAGAAGAAGAAGUAGAAGAAGAAGAAGAAGAAGAGGAAGAAGAAGAAGCUCAAGAUGAGGAUGAUGAUGAGGAUGCUGAUCAGAAAGUAGUGGAGAUGCAAAUUACUAGAAAGUUGAGAAAAAGAAAGAAGCCUAAUAAACAAGUUGGUUACAUAUGGCAAGUUAAGAAAAAGCCUAUGAAAAAAUGCAAGAAAUUAGCCAUCAAGAGUCCCACAGAUAGAUGGUCAAAGGAGAGGUAUGAUGCUGCUGAACUAGGUCUUUUAGAAGCAAUGAAGGAAAAGCAAGCAAAGAUAGGCAAUCCAAUUACAAGGCCUCAACUUAGAAUUGAAGCAAGAAAGAGAAUAGGUGACACUGGCCUCUUAGACCACCUCCUCAAACACGUCGCAAACAAGGUGGCACCUGGUGGCAAGUUACGGUUUAGACGGUCACACAAUGUUGAUGGUGCCAUGGAAUACUGGCUUGAAGAUGCAAACCUUGUUAAUAUCAGGAAAGAGGCUGGUGUUACCGACCCUUUCUGGACUCCACCACCAGGUUGGAAACCCGGUGAUUCUCCUACACAAGAUCCUGUUAUGGCUAAACAGUUAAAUCAUCUGAAAGAAGAGUUUUCAACUAUCAAAAGGGAGAUCAAGGAGGUGAUCAAACAUCAAGAGGAAAGUAAAGCUAUUGUGGUUUCUGAAGUUGUUGACAAAAGUCCAACACAAGUGAUGGAUAUCUGUAACUUUAUUUUGAAUGGGGACUUUGAAAAAACUGAUGCAAAUAACUCACUAUUGUCAAAGGAAAAUAGCAAAAAGCAGAUGGUGGUCAUUUCAGAUUUCCUUAAAAAGCUACAGGCAUGGAUGCAGGUUACAGAAGUUGGUAAGGAGGAGACAACCCAGAUGGAAUCAGUAAGACCAAAGGCAGCUGGCUCAGAAUUAAUUACCACAACACCAGAAACAGUAGUCCCCAAUGCACAUAAAGCUUCACAGAAGCCAAAAACCACAGUUGCUGAUAAGAACCAAAAAGUGGUCCUAAGACUAGAGUCUGCAGCUGGUGCUCAUCAGGAGACAUCUGAGAAAGAAAGUACUGCUUUGAAGCUACAAGCAACAGGUGGUGCCAGUCUACAACCACCACCAUCACCUCCUGAGGGAAAAGCAGAUAAAAUUGAGAGGCUGAAAAGUGGAUUCAGGCUUUGUAAACCACAAGGCACUUUCUUAUGGCCAGAUAUGGUGCAACCCACCACCACCACUACCUCAUCUAAAUCUGCUAGCAACAUUAUUAUGCAGCAGCAGGCUGAUGAUUCAUUGACUGCCCCAACUCCACCUUCUGUUAACUCCUGCACCCCACCACUUCCACCCUAUCACCACCCCCACCUUGGUCUUCCAUCUCCUGUCAAGCCUAAGCCAGAGAGACCCCCAGUCACCGGUACUACUACUACCACCACCCCAUUCAUUAACCUCAAUGACAUCCCCACAUCCCCAUCUCUUAGCACACCUCCAAUUAUUAAAUUUGUGUCAUCUGGUUUAAAGGGUGGUUCAUGGGAAGCAUAUUCAGCUGGAAGCAAGAAACGAAAGAGCUCAUCUUCAUCAUCUAAUAAUUCAUCCACUUCGCCAUCCCCUUCUCCUUCUUCAGCUGGUGCACCAUCAUGCUUGUCCAACACAGGAACUCCUCAUUGGCUAGCAGCUAACUCAUCAACCAAGGGUCAAAAAUGGUUCUGA
This is a messenger RNA of Erigeron canadensis, 2406 nucleotides long. RefSeq names its product protein DYAD-like. The transcript is spliced from 10 exons. NCBI's taxonomy places the organism in Eukaryota, Viridiplantae, Streptophyta, Magnoliopsida, Asterales, Asteraceae. Gene Ontology annotation, biological process: reciprocal meiotic recombination; meiotic sister chromatid cohesion; meiotic cell cycle. Bases 1 to 2406 code for a protein of 801 amino acids. The record is from RefSeq and is a predicted model, not a curated record.